AUGGCACGGCAGCUCUCGGGUGCGGUUGCCGCCUUGGUUGUGGUUGCCCUAGUACUGUGCGCCUCUGAAGCUGCGCAAGCACCUGCGCCGCGCGCGCUGCCGCCGCACGCCCAGGUUAUCAACCCGGGAAGAUUCAAGAGGGACCAGGAGACGGCGUGCGUUGACUCCGAGGGCAACAAGCCAGGCUGCGUAGCCAAGUGCAAGAAGCUAUGCCCCAACCAGUGCAUCGUCCUCUGCCCCAGCUGCGAGACAUUCUGCAUAUGCGAGUUCUACCCCGGCAUGUCCUGCGGUGACCCGCGCUUCACCGGCGGCGACGGCAACAACUUCUACUUCCACGGCAAGAAGGACCAGGACUUCUGCGUCCUCUCCGACGCCAACCUCCACAUCAACGCCCACUUCAUCGGCAAGCGCAACCCCACCAUGAGCCGCGACUUCACCUGGAUCCAGGCCCUCGGCAUCCGCUUCGCCGAUCACCGCCUCUACAUGGCCGCCCAGAAGACCGCCAAGUGGAACAGCGACGUCGACCGCCUUGACAUGGCCUUCGACGGCGAGCCCAUCCACAUACCCACCGAGAGCGGCGCACGGUGGGCGUCGCGCACCGUGCCGGGGCUGUCCGUCACGAGGACCGCCGCAACCAACAGCUUUGUGGUGGCGCUCAAGGGGGUGUUCGACGUCAUGGCCAACGUUGUGCCCAUCACCGAGGAGGACUCCAUCAUCCACAACUACGGGGUCACGGAGGAGGACAGCCUCGCGCACUUCGACCUCGGCUUCAAAUUCUACGACCUCACCGACGACGUGCACGGAGUCCUCGGCCAGACCUAUCGCACCGAUUACGUCAACCAGCUCAGCGUGAGCUCCAACAUGCCGAUCAUGGGCGGGGCGCCCAAGUACGUCUCCUCCGACAUCUUCGCCACCGACUGCGCCGUCGCAAGGUUUGGCGCCCGCCGCGACGGCAUCUCCAUGGUCACCGACAGGGCCUACUAAAGUUUCUUCAAAACU
This is a messenger RNA of Phragmites australis (common reed), 999 nucleotides long. RefSeq lists its product as uncharacterized. The coding region runs from base 1 to 984 and encodes 327 amino acids. NCBI's taxonomy places the organism in Eukaryota, Viridiplantae, Streptophyta, Magnoliopsida, Poales, Poaceae. The record is from RefSeq and is a predicted model, not a curated record. The transcript is spliced from 2 exons.